AUGGGCCAUGAGUUCACCGGUACGAUUGUCGAGAAGGGCGCCUCUGUGACCUCCUUGAACAUUGGUGACAGGGUUGUCUCCCCCUUCACCUCAUCGUGCAUGAAAUGCUUCUAUUGCAAGAACGGGUACACAUCCCGUUGCGCUCGUAGCAAGCUCUUUGGUUGCGGUGCACUGGAUGGCGGUCAGGCCGAAUACGUGCGUAUCCCUGAUGCCGAUGGAACCGCCAUGAAGGCCCCAACCACCAUCUCUGACAAUGCUCUGGUUCUCAUGGCCGAUAUCUUCCCCACCGGCUUCUUCGGCGCCAAAUCUGGCUUCAACUUGCUCAAGGAAGAAGAAAGAUCAAAUGCCACCGCCGUUGUCAUUGGUUGCGGACCCGUCGGCCUUUGUGCCGUGAUUUCGGCGCUCGAGUACCGUCCCAAGCAUCUUUUUGCCAUUGACAGCGUAGACAGUCGCCUGGAGCUUGCCAGAAGUCUCGGAGCCGAGCCCUUGAACUUCAAGACUGAUCGUGCAGGCAUGGAGAAGCGGAUCAAGGAGGUGACUGAUGGCCGUGGAGCUGAUGUCGUUAUUGAGGUUGUCGGUCUGAGCCCAGCUCUCAGAACUGCCUUCGACAUCAUCAGGCCAUUUGGUGUCAUUGCUAGCAUUGGUGUCCACAAUGGCGAGAUUCCAUGGACCGGUACCGAAGCGUAUGGCAAGAACCUGAGGCUGCAGAUGGGUCGAUGUCCUGUCCGGGCCAUCUUCCCCGAGGCUCUCGCCCUCUUGGAGAAGAAGCAGGACAAACUUGGGUGA
Molecule: messenger RNA, 786 nt
Organism: Colletotrichum fioriniae
Lineage: Eukaryota; Fungi; Ascomycota; Sordariomycetes; Glomerellales; Glomerellaceae
Molecular function (GO): zinc ion binding; oxidoreductase activity
Source: RefSeq, a predicted model, not a curated record